Molecule: messenger RNA, 3514 nt
Organism: Trichogramma pretiosum
Lineage: Eukaryota; Metazoa; Arthropoda; Insecta; Hymenoptera; Trichogrammatidae
Exons: 2
Coding region: 456-2972 (838 amino acids)
Source: RefSeq, a predicted model, not a curated record
ACGCCAAGUAGAUCCCGUACUCACUUGGUUUUGUUCGUUUCCUUGACGGUGACAAAAAUUGAAAUACAUUUGCGCUAAGUCGCCGCAUAAAUCAUUGCUGUACUCGACGGACUAGUGCCUGAAGCGAACGAAGACAUUCUUAACCGUGACGUUGAUAAUUGACGCCAUCUUGGCUUGAUGUCAAUCGUAGUGCAGCAAUAAUCGUCAGCUAAAUGUAAGCAACAGCGGUCAUUGCAACUAAGAUGGUCAACUUUACAUUUUGUUAGUGAUUCUAUAGAUACAUUUUUGUCUCGAAAUUCAAGCAUUCAAAAUACACCCUUUUUAUAUUUAUUUAAAUUUGAAGUUGUUUUCGAUUUUUAAUAUCAUCAAAAGUCAACUUUGAGUUAGCAUUAAUUAUAGAAAGUAAGAAUUUAUGAAUUAUUUACUUUCAAAUUUUUCGAUAUAAAACUUCAACAAUGAAAUUGAAGAAAGUUUUGGAUGGCUGUUUUACGCUGCAACCCAAGGAGGCAAACCAAAAACUUGAAAUCUAUAAGUGUGUUUACUGCAGCCAACAAUAUGCACGACAUAUCACAAGAAUGAGCGUACAUCUACUAAAAUGUUCUGGGAGCCCACCACACUUGAAAGAAAUUUUGAAAGAAAAAGUUAAAGGGAAAAUCCUUGAAACUUCUAUACAUGGUUUUAACAAAAAAGGACAAGUCAGAAAUUUGAAAAGAAUUUUAGAAGAAAAUUUUCUCAUGAUACCAAAAGAUGGAAACCAAAAAUUGGAUAUCUUUCAAUGUAAACACUGCGAACAAAAGUAUGCUCGCAAUGCAUCAAGAAUGAGUUCACAUUUACAAAAAUGUUCUGCUUGCCCAUCCGAAAUAAGAGAAGCCUUGGAACAAAAUAUCAAAGUUAAUCUGGCACAAAAAGUAUCGAGACGUUUUAUUCCCAAAAAAUUAUUAGAAACUAGUUUUAUACUGCAACCGAAAGAGCCAAAUCAAAAGCUUCAAACGUUCAAGUGUAGAUAUUGUGGUCAAAUAUAUGCAAGACACUCUACUCGUAUGAGUUUGCAUCUACAAAAAUGCAUUGGUUGUCCAGGUUCAGUAAAAGAAACUCUUAUAUCUACAGCUAAAAAAGACAAAAUCAAGGGUGAUAUGAUGAAAAAAAGGCAAGAAUCAGAGAGUGAUUUUCCAAUGAGCGAUGAUGAUAAUAAUGGAUUACUUGUUAAUACUUCUACUAAUUCGUACACUGAACCUACUAAUGACAUCAAUUUAAUUGACAGAAUGUCAAAACAAAGGCAAAGAUAUUGUGAAGAACUUCUUGCAAAAGCUAUAUAUGCGUCUAAUGCUCCUGUUAGUAUAAUUGAUAAUGAACACUGGCGCACAUUACUAAAUACUUUAAGCCCAGCUUUUCAACUUCCUACCCAAGAACGACUGUCAACAACACUACUUGACACAACAUAUGAAAAUGUAAAAAAAAGUGUUGAUCAAAAAGUGAGAGAAGCUAUUUCGUUGGGUAUUCAGUGUAGCUACAGAUCCAAUGCUAAGAAUGAAGGGGUAAUUAAUUUUGUGUUAAAUACACCAGAUCCUGUAUUGUACAAGUCAAUUUCUCUAUCGACAAAUGUGCAAGAUGCAAAUCUGUACAUGGAGAAGAUAUUUGAAGUAAUAGAAGAAGUUGGUGCUAACCGAGUUUUAGGAGUUUGUAUAGAUAGUUUAAGUAAUUGUGAUAAUAUUUGGGAAGUAAUGGAGCAGAAGUAUGAAGAUCAUAAUAUUUCUUUCUAUUACUGCGCAUCUCAAAUAUUCAAUAAAUUAUUAGAAGAAUUAUUUGAAUUGCCAACUGUUAAUGAGUUAAUGAUGAAUACAUCAACACUUAUAAAAGAUAUAAAGCAGUAUGACAUUCUUGGUGACUUGUUGAAUGAAGCACAAAAAAGUUCUGAAAAAUCUGAUGGUAUUCUGUUAUUAAAAAUAUUAGGAACUAGAAAAUGUUCUUCUGUGGCAUUUUUAGAAAGUAUUAUUGAAAAUAAGGAACAUUUACAAGUACUUGCUUCUGCUCCCAAAUCUGACAAGUAUUUGGGAAAAAUAUCAAAAGAUUUAAUUGCUGAUGAAGAAUUUUGGUCUAAAAUUACUGCAUAUAUCAAACUUAUAAAACCAAUUAUUAAAUGGAUUAAUCAUUUAGAUAAUGAAGAUGCUAAAAUUAGUGAAGUUCCAGAAGCAUUCUUAGAUUUAGAACAACAUUUUAUCACUGAAUUUCAAGAUCCAAUGGUGCUUCUUUCUAUGGAAGAGUCAGAUCAAAUUUUGAAAAAAUUCAAAACAUUAUCUACCGGAGUAUUGCAACCAUUACAUUUUGCUGCCAACAUCUUAAAUCCUAUAUUUAAAGGAGAACAUUUGAGUUCAGCAGAUUUUGCUCAAGGAAACGAAGUCAUUACUAAAUUAUCUAGUAAAUUUGGAUUGAAUGAAAGAGAUAUAAUUGUAGAUUUAGCCAAUUACAAUACAGGCAAGGGAGUAUGGAAUGUAGCUUUUGUAAAAAAAUCAAUUGCUUUAAUGCCUCCAUCGACGUGGUGGUCAGCAUUUUUCAAAAACUCUUGUUUAACAAAAAUAGCUGCAGCUAUAUCAGAUCUGCCAUGUACAUCUGUUGCUACUACUGACAGAUCUCAUAAAAGAAUGAUUCGAGAUGAUCCUACAGGUAAAAUUAUGUAUAUAAAUCAGAACCUUAGGUUACUAGAUCCAAAACGUCAAGAAAAAGUAAACAAAUAUCAGGAAGAAGAAUUGCAAAAAUUAGAUGAAGAGGAAUUAAUGGAAGAAGUUUAUAAUGAAGAAAUCGAAGAGGUACUUGUUGAAGAAGCUGAAGAAUCAUUAGAAGAAGAAACUGAAGAGAUUACUGGAGACCCAGUUGAAGAAUUUGAUGUGGAUCCCAAUAGUGACUCUAAUGCAGGUUUAUCUUACAUUCAAAUUGUUCAAGAGAAUGGGGAGACAUUUUAUGUUCAACAAGAGUAAAAUGUUUCUUUAUAAAAUAUAAAUUUUGUAAUUUAGAUAUGAUGUAUUUUAAACUGUAAACUAUAUCUAUAAGAUAUGCACAAUGAAAUAAUUCAUAAAGUAUGUGACAAUGAAAAUAUGUAAAUUUAUAAUAAGGAAAGUUUUAAGUUCUGUUUCUACAUAGCACUAAAAAGUUUUAAUGAAAAUUUUAAGUGAUUAAUUAAACAUGUAAAUGACUUAAUAUAAUAGUUUUCAAGUAAUUUUAUAUAAUUCAAAAGAAGUUACUGGUAAAACUUUAAUCUGAAUUUAUAAAUUAAUUUUAAAUGAGUUUUUUAUCUUAUGAAAAUCAAUAUUUUCCUUAUUGCAAUAUUAUGUUUGACUAUUUUUGAUUUAAUUUAAUUGUGAACUCAAAAUAUUUCAUUUUAUUUACCUUGUACAUUACCCACUUACAUCCCAACAAAAUCAUUUAUGUAAUUGUCUAAUUAAAGUAUUGAUAACAAUCAGUAAAAUUUUUUAUUGAUGGUACCUUUUUGAUUAUAAAAUUGAGAAAAAUAAAAAAAAUU